CGUCAAACGUCAGGUGCAACGUGUCCAUUUUAGUACGUCACUUUGUUUUAGAAAGACAACUGUGUUUUUUAAAAGGCUUAAAAAAUGGAAUUGGGGCCCACGGCGAGUCAAAUUGACGAAGUGUUUCACCGUUUACGUGCAAUACCCGCAAAUAAGAUGUGUUUCGAUUGUAACGCGAAGAAUCCCACUUGGUCGAGUGUAACAUAUGGUGUUUUUAUCUGUAUAGACUGUUCGGCUGUACAUAGAAGUCUUGGAGUUCAUUUAACCUUCGUCAGAUCUACACAACUUGAUACAAAUUGGACAUGGGUUCAAUUAAGGCAAAUGCAACUAGGUGGAAAUUCGAAUGCUUUACAAUUUUUUAAUCAACAUAAUUGUAAUACAACUGACGCCCAAAAGAAGUAUAAUUCAAGAGGAGCCCAAUUAUAUAGAGAUAAAUUGAAUCAAUUGGCAUUAACUGCCUGUAAAAAUACAUCGGAGUUACAUCUUCAACCGCACAUUGAGGAACCUAAGGAGGAUAAGGAGGUUGAUUUCUUUAGCGAACACGAAAAUUUCGUUCCCGAAGAAUAUUCAUUAGGACCACCCCAGCCCGUAAUUCGAACAGCUCCACAAACCACGGCAAAUACUCUCUUAGAAGAAGGUCCCAAAGUCGAUUUUUCCACACAUUAUGGACGUGACGAGUCAAAGUCAAAUAUUACUAGUCGAAAACCGGCUUCAAGAAAACCUGGUUUGGGUGGAAAAAAAGGUGGUCUUGGGGCUCAACGUGUAAAAACAAACUUUGCCGAUAUCGAACGACAAGCAGCUUUAGCCGAAGAAUCAAGAUUACGAGCUCAUGAAGAAGCCGUAAAAGCAGCGGAACUCUCCGAGAAAGAAAAAGAAGAAAGAGAUGCAGCGGUGAGACUCGCUUACAAAGACCUCAGUGUGCAACAACAACAAAAGGAGGAGCAAAUGAAGAAAGUUGAUCCGAAAAAAGCGGAACAACUCGAACGUUUAGGGAUGGGAUUAAAUACGAGGUCGGGAAUAAGUCAUUCGGCUUUUAGUGACAUGAAAACGAUUACCCAGGAAAAUGCACAGACGAGUUCGAGUGCUGCUUUAUUAAGCAAAAUGAGUAUAAAUUCGUCUUUGGACGAUAAAGAUGGAUUCUUUGAUGAAUAUUCGUUUUCGAGUGGAUUUAGUAUGGAUAGAAAUAGUGGAAAUUCGACGAAUAAGACUUUGGAUUAUUUGUUAUCGCAAAAUAAGUCGAGUUCGUCGUCAUCUAAUUGGGGGUCAAGUUCGAAUGUUGGGGAUGAUUUUGAGAAAAUAGAUAAACCAAAACCAAGAAUGUCUGAAAAACAUCCUCGUAGUGUAGAUAAUUCCGAUAUUGCCCAAAAGAAAUUUGGUCAAGCAAAAGCGAUCUCUUCCGAUCAAUUCUUCAAUGACAAUCGCAAUGAUUAUGAAGCUAAAAUGGAACUUAGUAAGUAUCAAGGGUCAACCAGUAUUUCUUCAGCGGAUCUCUUUGGUAAUGGAAAUCAAAAUCAAAGUUCGAAUCAAUCAUUCCACACCCCGGAUUUAGACGAUGUUCGGGAAAGCGUUCGACAGGGAGUUACGAAAGUUGCGGGAAAAAUCAGUUCCUUAGCAAAUGGCGUUAUGUCUUCCUUACAAGAAAAGUAUGGUUACUAGUAUUUACUUCUUGUGGCUGGUAAUUAAAACUACUGGUUAAUAUAAAUAGAAUAUGUUAUCUUGCAAUGGACAACACACACACCAAAUAGAACGAGCAUAGGAUGAAAGACUUAAAAAAAUUAUUCUUCAUUGCGUCCAUUAUCCACUUUUUCUUUUCUAAAACAUAGUGAAAUGGUAACCUUUUUUAACAAAAUAAAUGUUUUCAUUUGUAUGGUUAUAUUAGCGAAAAAUGAUGAAAAUAAGAGUCGCUACUUUUUACAUUUAUCGUUAUGAGGAAAAGGAUAUCGUUUAAAAUCAUUCUUACGACUUUCCUUUGAAAAUGUAGAAAUUUGAGGAUCUUGAUUUUAAGUGUUUUAUUGGGAAAGUUGUAAGGAUGAACCCUUUAAUUAUACAUAUUUAUAACUACUUUUUAGAGAUAAUGUGUGGUUAUAUAAAUAUAUUUGUUUUUAAAGAAAAUAAACUUUGGUAGUGUAUAUAAAAAUAAAAA
Molecule: messenger RNA, 2143 nt
Organism: Onthophagus taurus
Lineage: Eukaryota; Metazoa; Arthropoda; Insecta; Coleoptera; Scarabaeidae
Gene: ArfGAP3
Product: ADP-ribosylation factor GTPase activating protein 3
Biological process (GO): COPI coating of Golgi vesicle
Molecular function (GO): GTPase activator activity
Source: RefSeq, a predicted model, not a curated record